Lindgomyces ingoldianus is the source of this 16601-nucleotide messenger RNA. RefSeq lists its product as uncharacterized. The coding region runs from base 223 to 16185 and encodes 5320 amino acids. NCBI's taxonomy places the organism in Eukaryota, Fungi, Ascomycota, Dothideomycetes, Pleosporales, Lindgomycetaceae. The record is from RefSeq and is a predicted model, not a curated record. The transcript is spliced from 2 exons.
CGAGAUAGACCGGUGAGAGGCGUCAGCCAGUUUUCUUGUCUUUUGGCAUAACCGGCGACUUCAUUUUCUGCAAACCGUGUACAAUAUAACGACAUGACGAAGUGACGACUCUCUUCCGAUCGAUACCCAGCAUCCCACGUCGAACGAGUCUUGCGACACGGACCGACGACGUAAUUUUCCAACUCUCGCCGCACGAGCUCUCAGCGCUCGUCGCCCUGUAGCAUGUGGAACAAGAUCACGGGGAAGAGCGACAGCUCCCCGUCUUCCAAGGACGAUCGCCGCCGAACCGAAUCCACGCGUGCUAAACGCGCCGCCGAGUCCAUCGUCUCCUCCAGUUCCUCGCGCAGACCCACUCGCACCGACAGCGAUUCGCGUCGAGCGCCAACUUCAUCCAGAAAUUCAUUCCCCCCGGAAGCUCCACCGUCGCGAGCAUCUUCCUAUGCUACUGCGCACGACGGAGCUUCAGAAUAUGCAACCUACGACCCCAUGGCAGACCGUUCGUCGCGCUCCCGAGGCGCCAACGAUGACUUGUACGACGACACCCGCGACGAACGAUCUUCCCGCCGUCGAGAUGAGCGCUCUUCUAGCUAUGAUACAAGGACGACCCGCAAGGAGCGGUCACGAAGCAGGGACCGCGAGGACCGGAAGAGGAAGGACGAAAAGCGGGACCAGAAGAAGAGCCGUUCGGACCGGUCAAGCAGCCUGUCCCAGACUGGUGGCUAUCGCGGAGACAUUGUGGACAGUCCAAAGCCUCUCACCAGAACAUUCAGCGACCAGGUCUCCCGCCCAGGCUUUUCUCAGUUCCCUGGUCAGGAUGGAGCUCCGAUGAUGUCUGGCGCAUUGCCCACUCCCGCCAAUCCUCCUAUGUCUUCUUAUAUCACCGACCAAUUUCCAGGCCAGAAUCCGGCUCAAUUUGCUGCUCCCUCUAUUCCGGGUCCCGCUCCAGGUGAAGUAUUUGGCGCCGCGGCCGACUAUUACGGCGACCAAGGACAGUCUGUGGGUGCUCAGCCUGGUGUACGACCCCAACAACCCUCCGUCCUUAUGCCACUUGAUACUCCACACCUAAUGUCUGCAUCCGCUCAGGCCAACCCAGUCCAAGAUACCGGGGCUGGUGCUGCGGCCGACUUCUAUGGAUCUAGUAACAUAGACUUGCCUCCCUCAAAACCUCCGAGGCCCUCGAUGCCGGGCGCCUUUGAAGACGACCUAGUUCCGCCGAAACCUCCUCGACCCAGUUCGAAGCCUAGUAGCUCCGGCAAACCAGGCAAGUUAGGUUCUGCUGCUGCUUUGGCAGGCGCAGCAAGUCUUACAUAUGCUCUGGGCCAUAGCUCUAAUGCCCAUCAUUCUGAGAGUUACACGAAUGGCGUCCAGGGCUCUUCUUCGAUGUAUAUGCAAGGCGUUAACCAUUCAACUGCCGCCACUGACGGUAGCUAUAUGCCCAAUUACUCGGCAGCCAUGGCGGACGCCCCUCCUCCGAAGCCACCUCGGCCUGGGAAACCGUCCAAAGAAUCAUCUUCCCAUUCCAAUGCUGGAUUGUACGCUGCCGGAGCUGCCGGCCUCGCAGCUUAUGGAAUACAUCACCACAGUUCGCACCAGCACUCGUCUUCCAUGUCUGGCGGCUUUCCUGGCGACCAUGAUGGACCUGGUCCGUCCCCAAGCCCGUUCAUGUCCGGUGGUAUGGCUACUAGGCAAGAACAGAAGGGACCAAUCACCAAGCUCGUAGAUUGGUGGAAGGACCAUGAGGAUGUUCAGAAGAUGGAAGAAUAUACAGAAUAUAUUGGAGUCUGCCGCGGCUGUUUUGACCCACGUUCGUCAGUCCAGGACGCCCCUAGGAAGCACCACUACAGCCGAAAGCGAUCUGGAGAAUUCCGACCCUCGGGUAUUGAAAAGCAGUCUCGUUAUUCCUACUCGGAGCUUGAUGCGAAACGGAAGAGCAACAAGGCUGGCUGGCUGGCUGCAGGACUCGGAGGGGUUGGUCUUGCUAAAGCCGGAAAGGCUCUUUUGAAUCGAGAUGAUUUCGAUGAUACCUACAGUGUUAAGUCAGGACAUGCAUCCCGCUCACGGACUUCCCUCCAUCGUCGGGGUAACCGCAGCCGUAGCCGUAGCCAAUCUCGAGAUCGGAAGCAUCAUUCCUCAGGAAGAUCGGAGAUUCGUUAUAGGAGCCGUUCUAGGGAUCGGAUGUCUCGGCUCUCUACAGGUGUAACUGGCGACCGCAAAGAGUACAAGGUAGUACGCCACCGUUCACGUUCGCGAUCUCGUUCUCGCUCUAGGGAUCGCAAAUCAGGACUCCUGGGAGCAGCGAUUGGAGCAGGGAUCGCAGCUUCUGCGGUUGGCCACGCGCAGAGGAAGCGAAGCCGCAGCCGAUCCACUUCUCCGCAGAAGGUGUUUGUCCACCACCGUAGAGAUAGUAGCGAUCAUGACCGCCGGCAUUCGAAACCCCAUCGUCCAAGCCAUCGGUCAUCUCGCAGCUCUCUCACAUCCGGUUCCUACGUCGACGUCUCUCAACCCUCCAGGCCUAGAACAGGUGGUUUCCUAGGCGGCUUCUUUACUGCCCCCCCACCGAAAGAGAAGCGGCGGAAGCCUCAUUCUCACUCAAAGAAAAAGAAGGGCUUUUUUAAUUUCGGGAAUGCCUCAUCCUCUUCUUCAGACUCGAACCUUGCCUUUGGGGCGGGGUAUGAUAGGAGGCGCCGACGCUCCACACGACGCAACUCAGACGAGAAGUUUAAUUCCGCCUUAGUCGGCUUAGCUGCCACUAGCGCUGCUAUAGCUGCUACGCAAGCUGGACGCUCUAAGCAUGGCAAGCAUAGACCUGAGGUUGUAGCCAUUCGGGAACAUCGACAUGGGCGGGGGGGCUCUGAUCGAUACAAGCCUGGUCGUUCAUCUCGUUCCUCGAUUGUUGACGAAGAAGGGUGGGAGUCCUUACCCGAGGAUGAUACUUCCUCUGACUCGGGAAGCUUCAACUCUGGCCUGGCAUUUGGAGAUUAUGAUUGGAAGAUGGGGAAGAGCACAGAGUCUCUUGCGUCUAGUGCCUCAGGUACGAGCAAGUGGGGCUGGCGCUGGGGAAGCAAGAAAAAGAAGAAGCCUUCAACCGAAAGCCUUCACAAUGCUGUGGCUUCAGCAUCCUUCAUCGCCCCUGUCGUUGCUGGCACUGCAAUUGGUGUAGGGUUAAGUCGACAUGACAGCAACGCCAGCAGCGCAUCAACUCUCCAAUCCGUCUAUCCUGUUCAAACAGAUGUCAAUUCGUAUGAUGCCAUGAGACGGACGAGUGCUGUUCCUACGCCUCAGCCUAUUGUGACCGGUCGACCACCGGGUAUCAUUGAACAACCGCAGCCAGUGCAUCAAGUACCUGGGGCCCUAUAUUCUAGCCAGGCCCAACCUCAGCCGGGUUAUGUAGCGCCUAUUGGUCCACCAGUCUUCGCGAAUAUUCCUCCUCAGCCCUCACAUUCCGCACAACAAUUCCACUCAGGCAUGGUGGAGCCCCCUAAGCGGAAUUCUGUCCCACCACUUCCGCGCCGUGGAAACUCUUCACCGACGUUGAGCUCUUGGAAACGCGAUGCUGCUCUUACUAGUGUAGCUGCUGGUGUAGCCGCUGGUGUUGGCGUUGCUGCGGUCGCUGCCUCGAAGUCCCGUGAUCGCCGGACAAGCUCUCCGAUUAAUGUUCGCUUCGAUCUAACUGCCGACCAAUCAUCGAAGGAGGAGCGUGAACGUCGACGACAAAAAGAUCGCCAAGAGGAGGUAGAUCACCGCCGCCGCGAGAAACAGCGCGAAGAAGAGGAAGCUCGCAAGCAGGAAGAAGAACGCCGGCGUCGUGAGAAGCAACGCCGAGACGAAGAAGCCCGGAAAUACGAGGCAGAACGCUUGGCUAGGAUUGCAGCUGAGCAGCAUGAGGCAGAUCGUCGCCGUGAACGAGCUGAGAGACGUGUUCGAGAAGCUCGAGAAGCUCGCGAAGCAGAGGAAGCAGAUCGACGCGCCCGAGAAUCUCGGGAAGCUGCUGAGGCUGAGCGUCGGGCUCGAGAGGCGGCGGAGGUUGAGCGCCGGGCUCGUGAGGCUCGCAUGGAAGCUCAACGUAGAGAAGAUCUUGAACGCGAAGCUGAGCAGAUGCGGAGAGAGCGCCGAGAAGCCGAUAUUCGUGAGGAUACUGAACGCCGACAAAGAGAGGCCGAAACCCAAGCAGUUUAUGAUCGUCGAAACCGGGACUCCGACAGCGACCAUAAUCGACAGACCCGAACGCUUGAACAACAAACAACUGGAAGCUCGAUCGCCAGCGAUGUGGGACGUAAAGAGAACGAACUUCAAGAACGGGAGCAUUAUACCGUUCAGCCUGAGACUUGGAAAUCAACUGCGGCGGCCGCCACUGUGGCUGGCGCUGCUGCGGUGAUUACUGGUGCUGCAGUAUCGUCGCAUUGCGAUCGAUCACCAGCUGUCCAGACUGUAACGCCUGCUGUCAAGACCAUUGUGCCCGCUGUCAAGCAUGUAGAACCGACGAAAAUUGCGCAAGACUAUGCGGAUGAGGAGAUCUUCGACCCUAACAUUUUUAAGAAGCGGAGGGCGGAGGAAGAAAUAUCACGCAGAGCGGCUGUGAAGAUUCUUGAAGAUAUUGACGCCCGGUAUAAAGAGCAUCCCGUCUCUCAAGCUGACUUCUUCGCACCAGAAGAGCUCAAGGACCAUUCCGCAGGCCCUUCGCCAAAGAUUGAUCCGAACGAAGGUGCCCCCGAUCUUCAUAUUUUCUAUGCUCAUGACGAAUUUGAUAUUGGUGCUCCGAAAGUUCCGCCUUACCCUUCACCCUACUCUUUCACGGCCACAAGAGAUGGGUUUGGGUUGUCUCUACCUUAUCCUGUCCCUUCUCUGAAUUUGAUCCAGCCGACUCCUCCUGGAAGCCGAGCGAACUCUAUUCGUGGUGUAUCCUUACCUCCCUCGCCAGCCAUUGCGCCCGUAGAUGAACCGAAGAAGGAAGAGCCAAGGCAAACUGAAGCAAACAAAAGAGGAUCAAGAGUUAGUUGGGGCGAAAACCAGUUCCACAAAUAUGAGGUUCAGACCCCGGAAUCUUCUCGCGAAUCAUGGAUCGACCCCGAAGUAAAAGGGGAGAAGCAUUCACAAGAUGAGAUUGUAGUUGAGUUCGACUCACCAGAGUCUGGCAAACGGACGUCUUCCUAUCAACCGGAGAAGGAGGCCAUAACAUCGACUUAUGGACCCAAAGAGAUGGACGAUGCACCAAGCACCCAAUAUGUCCCGAAUCAAGAGGAUGCGAGUUGGCCUGAGAUUCCAACUAGGAGAAUGAGCAAGAAAGACAAGAAAAAGUCUAAAGUUGUAGCCGCAGCGGGGACUAUUGGGGCAGCAGGGGUGGCAUCAUCUUUUGGGGACAAGGCAGAUAGAAGCUCGUCAACGCCCAAGGACGAGCCUGUCUCAGAUACGCACUCCAGGCUCGUACAAUCUGCAAUCCCACCUUCAAGCAACGUCUAUCAAGCACCUUUCUAUGAAUCGGUUUCUGAUGUCAGUGCAUAUGUACCUGCUCAGCCAAAAGGUUUUGCUGUAGGGGAGAUUACUGAGGAACCAGAGCCUAUGACAAGAGUUCACAUGCCUGGCGGCUUCGAGGAAGAUCCUGAGCCUGAGCCCGAACCCGAACCCCAACCUGCUGCGGUUGAGGAAUGGGCCGAAGCUCCAAAGAAGAAGGGUAAAGGCAAGAAGAAACCAAGGAGCACUGACGACGAAUUCUCUUCGCAAGUUACCCAAAGGAAGAUCGAGGAGAAGCCCGUCCCCGAACCGAUCGAAGUCAGGGACGCAAUUCCCGAGCUUCAGCGUCAACUAAGCAAAAAGGAAAAGAAGAAGGCCAAAAAAGCUAAACGUGCUAGCUUAGAUAACCGGGAUGACACGGAGUCUAGCCCACCAGAUACCCCCCAGGUCGAGCGCGACAUAAGGGAUGUGGAGCCAUCCUAUCCUACUUCCUACAAGCCCACCGAUACUUACGAAGGCGGCGUUGAUCUUAACAAGACCCCAUCGCAUGAAAGCGCUAGCAACACUACGAACGCUGCUGUUGCUGGAGGCUUUGCCAGCCUUGUUUUUGGUACAAUGAAAUCAGACCAGGACAAGACUUCGUCCGACUUGGAGUCAGCGAAGAAGAGCGUGGAGGCCGCAGACACGCACGCUUCGCGCGAUGACUACCCAUCUACUGCGAAUGGAGCUCGCUCAUUCGCAGCUACUGAGAGAGUCUCCCCUAUUCUCUCCUCUAUUCCUUCUACAGCGUUCCAAGACGUUGACGAACUCGCAGAGGUCAAGACACCAAAGCGGAAAGAAAAGAGGGUUAGUGAUAAAUUUACGCCACCAAUUGGGUCCCCUCUCCGGACCGAGGUGCAACACGAGGAUUAUGUUGGCCUCCAAGCGACGCCAAUUGCACCCAUGGGCAGAGAUGAAUUGCUGAUCGAUCCGCUAAAAGCGCCCACCACCAUUCCCACCUACAAAGCCGAAGAACCAAGAUCCCAACGCAUACAUGAUUCUGGAUACUAUGCCCCUGACGACCAGGAACGCAUUGAUGUUGCUGACCGAGAUGAUCGGGACGAAUUUUUCUCUGCCGACUCGGAUGAGAUGAAGAAAACAAAGAGCAAGUCUCGCGAGACAGAUGACAUCGAUGCUCGAGACUCUAGGUCGGUUGUAUCAAGUAGUAGGUACGACGAUGACCUAGAUCGCAAGGACACGCGUCAUCGUCGUAGAGAGAGUGAACGAUCAGAGAGUCGUGACCGUGGAUAUGAAUUCGAUGAUGGCGAACACAAAAAGAAACAUCACAGGCGCCGAGAAACUGAUGAACGAUCCGAGGAUUGGGACACAAGAUCUGCCAACUCCGAAACUCGCUCUGAAGCCAAUGGCGAGCGUCGGAAGAAGCAUAGGAGACGCGAGAGCGAGAGGAACGGCUCUCCUGAAGAUCGAGUCCGCUCGUCAGCUGCGUCUGAGCCUGGUGAUAGCUACGAACGAGAGCACAAGUCAUCGAAACGACGAUCGAAACGGGAUGGCGAUUACGAUGAUACAGCCUCUGUAGUUUCAUCACCUGCGCGAUAUAAUGAAGGGCGGUCUCCCAAAAAGGAAAAAGAGAAGCGUUCCAGCGGACUCUUUAGUCUUUUCAGUAAGUCGAAAGAGAGCCUGGUAGAUACUUCUAGCAAGUCCUCCAAAUCUAAGGAAGAGCUCGAGGACGUGGAUCGAAAACAUCGGAAAAAGAAACAUCGUGGUUCAGCGUACGGGUCAGAUGACGAUGAUAGCCGUUCGAUCAUAUCAUCUCGAGAUCGUCGUGAGAAACGGAGAAGUCUUACUGACAGCCGUGAUGAAGAUUCCAAAGAAUCUAGACGAGAUAGAUCUAGGGACUCACGACAUACCGCCGAAGAAGAUCAGUCUUUUUUAGGCGAUCGGGCAGUGGCAGCCACUCCACUGCCCGCAAGUGAGGGUGAAUCUCACGAUAUCGUAACAAGAUCACCUCAUACCCAAAAGGAAAGUGGCAUACCCGGAGAUCGACCCGAAUUCCCUCUCCCAACUCUCGACAAUUCCCACGCGUUCUCUCCUGAGCAGCGCGAUGUCGAGCGUCCAAAAACACCAACCGAAGACACCCGCGCGCUGCUGACCCGUCUUACUGGGCUUCAGCCUUGGCUAUUGGAAGCCUUUCCCGACGAAUUGCCACCACUUCCAGUAUCUCGACCAAAUUCCCCAUUAGCUCAGACUCCGGAGCCACGUUCCCCUCUCUCUGCUGUCCGUGGAUCUGCAUCGGCAUCUGUUCCAUUUCGCUUUCGUCGACCACUAACAUCGCCUGGCGUGCAGCGCGAUCUCACUCUUGAUCUAAAGCAUGCGGCAACUCCAGCUAGCUCGCCUCUCCAACAACCGCUAUCCCGACGCCAUUCUAAGGCUGCCUCGACUGAGUUCAAAGAUUCUCGUGAGUUCCGCCCUCUAUAUCUCGUCGAGCGUAAUCGUAAACCCAAUGACAUCGAAGAAGUGUUGCCAGCACUUCCAUCGAGUGGCGGAACAUCGCGAACUCCUUCAGAACGCGGAACGACAGAAGAUGAGUACCAAUCUGCUCUUGAGUCUCCACAUAUGAGUGCGAGCGAUACUUUUGAAGAUCCAUUCACAGAGCCGCCAAGCCGUGUAGUUUCGCCGCCACAUUCUGAGUUACAGGAACGCGAAAUUGACGAACUCACUGAGUCUCAGCAGACUACGCCUAAGGCUUUAUCAUUUCCAUCUGGAGUAUUAGAUCUGCCCGUGCACUCUGAUUUACCAGCUCUUGAGAUUGCCCCUCUCACUUCUGAUGAUUCUAGAGGCCUAGGCUUAUCGCUUGAUGCAUCCGACAAACCCCGAGCAAUAUCACCGAAGCUUCAAAGUCCUCUGGCUCCAAGCGCGCUCAUAGACGAUACAAAUAUGGCUGAUGCGAUGGCCUCACGAAGCAGAGAUCCAUCCCCUACUAAAUCUUCGUCUGCCCUCCAGGAUGCCGCUCUUGGUACUUUGAUAAGGGGAGCGGCUGCUGCUACGUCGAGGCAUCGGAGUCCAUCUCCUGCUAGCUAUGGGUCCGAUUUCAUGGCUGGUGAGCCUGAUCAGGAAACCAUUGAUCUCGCUGCCCAGUCUUUCCCCCCUCCAGAGCCGCAAGAACCCGAGCAACCAAGCGUUUCCCGAACCCCUUCAUCGAGCUCAAAGAAGACGAAGAAAGGUAGAAAGGGCUCUAAGGGUAAGAGCAUUGACUAUGGUAUUGAAUCACCGAAAGAGCUCACCGCUGAAGAUCAUCAAAAGAUUAGGGAGAAGGAUGCAGAGGAAGCAUUUGAAGGAUGGUUCUCUGCUCCCAUAGAAGAACCAAAACCCAUCGAAGAAAGGAAGGUCGUGCCAAUUCAAGAACCUUUAGAGCUUAAUCCAAAUCUCUUACGUCGCGACAGCAAAGGCAAAACCAAAGGGAAGAAGAAGAAAGGGAAGUCUAAGAAGGAUUCGAUCUCCGAAUCACUCCCGCCAACACCGACGGAAGAACGCCCCUAUCCUUCCCCCAGCUCCUCACAAUAUAUACCGCAAUUCGUCCCGAGUGAAGAAGACUGGAAAACUAACCGAGCUGAAUCUGUCAUUACAGAUGAUGCUACGCUUAUAGGCGAGCCGAGCGCAAGCCAGUAUGGAGGCUCGCCUGAAAUUUCUUCGAAGGAGUUUCGCCGCCAGAAGGUUUUGGAUAGCACUGCCCCACGGGAUGAUAAUGACCUUGAUGUUAUGAAUGCCGGUGUUGAGGCUAAGGCACAACAGCUUCGGAGCAAGACUUCGCUGCAAGAUUUGCUGGGCCCAGUGCUUUCGAGGAAAAUCUCGGAGAGCAAGUUGCAGAAUGUUGGGCAGCGAGAGGAAUUGGAGGCAGAGACAGAGAGGCCGAUCGAUCUUUGGGCGGCGACGACGCCGAAGUUGGAGAAGGAGGGUGUGGUUGAGCCGCUGCUGCCGGUGGAGUCUCUCGGUGACAAAAAAAGCGAAAGUCCCGUGGCUGAACCGAGCGUGAUAGUCGCUGAGGAAGAGUUCGAAUCGGCCCCCAAAGGCAAGAAAGGAAAGAAGGGGAAGAAAGGUCGGAAGGCAAGCAAACAAGUUGAACUUCCAAGCCUUCCUACUGAAUCAUCUGUGACAAAGAAUGAAGUGGUGUCUGAACCGGUUUCAGAAGAACGACACAGUGAGUUGGAGCGAGAUAUCUUACAACCGGCUUUUGGGAAAGAUAUGUCGGUUGUUGUUGAAACUCCGACGCCCGUUGUUGCUCAGGACAAGUCAACUUCCCUAGAAGGCACGACGACGGCUGAGGUGAAGGAGUUGAUGAGUCAACCUGACCUCGUUCCAUCUGCUCUUCAUGAAGACAAAGCGGAUACUUCGCUGGGGCGAUCGACGAGAAUGCCUUUUCCUGAGGAGAAGUUAGAUGUUCCUGCAGAUGCCCUCGAUGUCCUAGGUCCAGAAUCGAGGAAAAUCCUGCCUAAGCAAGAGUCCGUUCAUCCUGUUUCUGAUGUCCAAGCUUCUGAAUCGAAAACCAGUCUGCCCGCGCAAGAGUCCGUUCGAGAUGUCCUUGGAGAUGUCUUGGAUGUCCUAGGUCCAGAAUCGAGGAAAAUCCUGCCGGAGCAAGAAUCUGUUCAACCUCUUCCUGAUGCCCAACCUCCUAACGCCCAAGUUCUAGAAUUGAAAACAAGCCUGCGCGCGCAAGAUUCUGUUCGAGAUGUCCUUGGGGAUGUCCUCAAUGUCCUAGGUCCAGAAUCGAGGAGAAUCCUGCCUGAGCAAGAUUCAGUUCAACCUGUUCCUGACACCCAAGUUCCCGAAUCGAAAACGAGCUUGCCCACGCAAGAAUCCGUUCAACCUCUUCCCGAUUUCCAAGUUCCCGAAUCGAAAACGAGCCUGGCCGCGCAAGAGUCCGUUCGAGAUGUCCUUGGAGAUGUCCUUGAUGUCCUAGGUCCAGAGUCGAGGAAAAUCCUGCCUGAGCAAGACCCUGUUCAGCCUGUCCUUGAUGCCCAAGCUCCUGAAUCAAAAACCAGUUUGCCCGCACAAGAGUCCGUUCGAGAUGGCCUUGGAGAUGUUCUGGAUGUCCUAGGUCCAGAAUCGAGGAAAAUCCUGCCUGAGCAAGAGUCCGUUCAACCUAUGUCUGAUGUCCAAGCUUCUGAAUCAAAAACCAGUUUGCCCGCGCAAGAGUCCACUCGAGAUGGCCUUGGGGAUAUCCUGGAUGUCCUAGGUCCUGAGUCAAGGAAAAACAUGCCCGAACAAGAAUCCGUUCAACCUGUUCCCGAUGCCCAAGCUCCUGAAUCGAAAACGAGUCUGCCCGCACAAGAAUUUGUUCGAGAUGGCCUUAGAGAUGUCCCCGAUGUGCCCGGUCCGGAAUCAAGGAAAAUCCUGCCUGAGCAAGAGUCCGUUCAACCUGUUCCCGAUGCCCAAGCUCCUGAAUCGAAAAUGAGCCUAGCCACGCAAGAGUCUGUUUAUCCUCUUCCUAACGCCCAUGUUCUAGAAUCGAAAAGGAGCCUGCCCGGGCAUGAGUCCGUUCAAGGUGGCCUUGGGGAUAUCCUCGAUGUCCUCGAUCCAGAAUCGAGGAAAAUCCUGCCCGAGCAGGAAGAGUCAGUUCACCCUGUUCCUGAUGCCCAAGCUCCUGAAUCAAAAACCAGUCUGUCCGCGCAAGAGUCCGUUCAAGAUGGCCUUAGAGAUGUCAUUAAUGUCCUAGGUCCCGAAUCGAGGAAGAUCCUGCCUGAGCAAGAGUCCGUUCAGCCUGUUUCCGAUGCCCAAGCUCCUGAAUCGAAGACAAGCCUACCCGAGCAAGAACCUACUAGAGACGUCCACUCUACUCCUACUCCCGAACCAUCUCAAUCUUUCACAAAAUCUCUUUGGGGUGCAUUCAGAUGGGGCAAGAAGAAGCCAAAGACGCCCGAACCACUGCCACCUUCCCCAGCACCGGUGUCAGAGAAGGAGGGUGUUCUAGUACAGGAACAGCCCACCCUGGCUCAGCCCCAACAAACUCUUGAGCCCUUGGGCCUCGCUGGUGCGUCCUCGGAGAUGCUGCCUCCUUCGGUCCUACCGCUUAGCACCCCCUUUGAAUCUCAGGAACAACCAAGCUUUGAGAUAGGAGAGCCUCUGCCCCAACUUGACUUGGAGGCUAAGGGAAUCGGUCCAGAUGAGGAGACAACCCAGAGUACCAAAGAGGCUAAGGAGAUUCCUAGCGAUAAAGAUAAGGAGAUCCCCCUGGAAACUGUCCCUGAAGUUCUAUCCGAACCCCGAACCCUAGCGGGAAAUGAUGAGUUGGCUCUUCCCUUGUCAAAAAAGAGGAAGGACAAGAAAGGAAAGGGUAAAGGCCGAGCCACGGACACUGCCCCCUUCACAUCUAUGGAGGCUGAACCUAGUGACAUUAAGAAGUCUGAUGCUGCUGAGCCCCGAGAUCAGACUCGUGAACUAGAGCGAGAUCUUCCCGUCUCUGAGCCAAACCCCGAAGAUGACGAAUGGGCUUUGCAGGGUAAGAAAAAGAGCAAGAAAGACAAGAAAAUACGCAAGCGGGGAAGUCUUCAAGUAUCUGAAUCGGUAGAGCCUGAGCUGGCACCUGAAGCGGCAAUUCAAGUACAGGAGUCUCACUCUCUGGAGCUAGAGUCUGGGCAAGACAUUCCACAGUUGGGUGGGGAGCAGAUUUCUGUUGAGUCGGAACCAGGUAUUCCAGCGACGGGAAAGAGUAUGACAGAUGUUAUAAUCGAACCAUCAACCCCUGGUGAAGAUGAGUGGGCCAUUCCAGACAAGAUGAAGGGCAAGAAGGGCAAGAAAGCCUGGCGGGAGAACACGCAACCUUCAAGCCUUGUUGAAGCCGAACCAAGCAAUCAAGACCUUGCUCCUCAAGAGAACAUUACUACCCUAGAGGAACCUGAUGCGACUCUCAACGUGGAUCCUAAAACAUCGGAUACACCUCGCAUCACUGAGCAAGACGUCCUUCCUGAUCCUGAAUCUAUACUCCAGAGGGAUGAAUCAGUGUUCACUCCGAAGAGGAAAGGCAAGAACAGAAAGGGAAUGGACGACAGGCAAAGUAUCGAGCAGGAAACUCAUGGGCAGGUCCUCGAACCUGAGUCUAACACACAAGACAGUGUUGGGCAAGUACGAGAUCCGGCCCAAUCUUUGGAAUCCACUCAAAUCGAUUCCAGCAUUCAAGACACCGUCAUCACUCAAGGCGAGCCAAUCCAAGAUCUCCCACAGCUCUCGGAACAAACACCAGAGGAUGAAUGGGCCUUAACUUCAUUGGGGGACAAGAAAAUGAAGAGCAAGAAGGCAGACGCUUCACUUGAGGUCGAACCACCUGGCCCUUUGGACAUUGAGCUGAGUACUCAGGAAGAUGUUCUGGUGCUCAAAACGGAGGAGCACAUCCUUCGAACUGUCGAACCUCAGAUUAGCAUUGAGCCUGAGGUUACAUCACAAUCAGAGUUGUCUGUCACUCCCGAACCUGAAUUGAGUGUUCAGCAAAAAGUCCCACUACUUGAGCAGGAGCAAGUUUCUCGAGCCCACGAAUCUGAGCUUGGGGCGCAGUUAGACAUCCUUUCCUCUGAGUCUCAAACUAAGAAUAAUGUUACGGAGCUUUCAAAGGAGCAAGAGAUUCUAGAUGAGUGGUCAGUGCCAUCGUCAAAGAAGGAAAAGAAAGAGAAGGGCAAGAGCGGCAAAGCAAUGCAGGAAGAUGAACCCUCUACUUUCGUCGAGUCAGCCCCGAGUACGCGAGACGUCGUCGCCGCCAUGGAGGAAGAUAUUACACAGACAUCUCAGCCAUUGGAGCCUGAGCUCACCAUUCAGCGCGACAUCGAAGCCCAGCUUAAAGAAAUACCUCAAACAGUGCAAGAACCUGUUGCAGAGGAUGAAUGGGCAGUUCCCGUGUCUAAGAAAGCCAAGAAGAAAAAGGUGAAAGAAACGAAAGCUGUGCAAGAUGAACUGUCCCAAGUCCUCGAACCUGUCCGUGAUACUGAUGAUGCCUUGGAACCUGAGCCUGUCAUCCAGCAAGAGAUCGCACCUCAGCCCGAAGAACUGCCUCAAACACUACAAGAAUAUGUUGCGGAAGAUAAAUGGGCUGCCCCCGUCUCUAGGAAAGACAAGAAAAAAGCCAAAGGAAAGAGAGCUGCGCAAGAUGAACCAUCGCAAAUUACCGAGCCUGUUCACGACGUCGAUGAUGUUCUUGAUGUGGAUAAAAAAGAGGCUGAGUCAAUGCCCGUCGAUCAGAGUCGGGAUCUCACAGCUGGUGAUGAUAUCUGGGAAGCACCUUUGUCUAUGAAGAGAAAGAAGAGGAAGGGCAAAGGGAAGAAGGCUGCGCUUGAGAGUGAGUUUGUAGAGAAUGUGGGGAUGCUGGGCGAGGAGCAAGAUGAGCUGGAUAUAGAAGAGUGGACCCGAACUGAGGUUUUACCUGAAGCUAUCCCUAAGGUCCGAGAUGAAGCCGCAAUGGAAGGUGUUGGCGAGGCUUACCUUAAAGAUCAUUCUGAGGCUCAGAUACCUUCUCAAAGCCUAGAUACUCCUCAGCCCGAAGGCUUCCAUGAAUCUCAGCGUCUUUCUGAACCUCAGAUCGGCUCCGAGAUUGAACGAGACAUCAAGGAGGAACCAUGUUCGGACACUCAAGGUGGUUCUUCAACACAGACAUUCGAGGAAGCGAAGGACGACGGUGACGAAUGGGCCCCUAUGUCCAAGAAGGCCAAGAAGGCCAAGAAGACGAAGACAUCUGCUCUCCUUGAAAGUGAGACCCCAUCACUAAUCGCAACACCCGUCGAGGAGUCUAAAGAAAUUAUUCCUGAGGACCUUGCCGUAUCUACGACCCAAGAGCUUAAGGAGAAGGUUGUAGAUGAACGGGUACCCAUUUCCAAGAAAGACAAGAAAAAGGGAAAGAAGGCGAAGAAAUCUGCUCUCCUUGAAAGCGAAACUCCACCGUCCGUUGCAACACCAGUCAAGGAGUUCAUUUCUGAGGAUCUUCCUGAAUCUGAAACUAAAGAACUCGAGGGGAAUACGGACGUUGAUAGAUUGGCACCUAUUUCCAGGACAGACAAGAAAAGCAAGAAGCUCAAAAAAUCUGCUCUUAUUGGAAGCGAAACCUCUCUAUCCGUCGCAACGCCUGUCGGCGAGUCUGAAGAGAUUAUUCCUGAAGACAUUCCUCUCCCCGGGACCCGGGAGCUCGAGGAUGUGAAAGCUGAACAGGUUCCUAACGAUAGCUUCGAAAGCUUCGCCCCUACAUCCAAGGGCAGAAAGAAGGCUAUGAAGGCUAAGAAGAUUACAAAAUUUGAAAGCGAAACGCUGGACCCUGGUUCUGCAUCAACCGAGGGGUUGAAGGAACCAAUGCUGGACGUUAGGCAGUUGAAGGUGAAAAAUCGGGAAGAGCAAACUUCGGAAAUGACCCCUGUAUUUAAUGAAGAGCAUGCUCAGCCAAUUGUUGAAAAUCAGGUGGAAUCAGCGGUCAAAAUCCCAGAAACGCAAAUGGAGCUCUCAACUCCCAUAGCACUGCGAGUCGACGAAUCGUUCCAAGACAGUGUUCAGGUUCCACUAGUUAUCUCCUCUUCUGAAGCAGGCAAAACCUUGGGUAUCCAUAUUUCCGACACCGAGCCUGAGACUACUGCUCACGACAGCAAACUAACCGAGACGAGGUCCAUGGAUGAUGUUCAUUCUUCCGCUUCACCAAGUGAGGCGCAAGAUUCGACCACGGAUGACUGGGGCUUCACAUCGUUGAAGAAGGGCAGGAAAGGGAGGAAAGGAAAGAGCAGACAAGUUGUCGUUGAAGAGCCCGCAUCUUAUAUUCAACCUCCUGAGCCACAACCUGGGCCACUUCCUACCGACAUUACGCCUUCAGAUUUUCAAGUUAAACCACUUCCUAAUACCGAGGAAACGGUUGAACAUACGCUUCCGAGUCAACCUGAUCCUACAAUUGUCCAACCAAUCGAAGACUCUUCAUCUACACUUUUAGCUGAGGCGGAGGAAGAGUGGGACGUUUCGACCUUGCAAAACCCAAAAAAGAAGGGCAAACGUGCGCCUGUGGUCGAGGACCCUAGCCAAGAACGCAGCACUCCCCAAAUGCAGCCUCAAUCUACCUCCCACAACGUUCCUAUUCAAGAUGAUUUAACAUUUCCGCCUGAACCAGAGCCAGCAAAGGAUGAAGAUGUGAUUUUCGACGACCAAACCGCCCUUCCACUAGAGCCGGAGAAGCCAAAGGGCAAAUAUUUAGACUCGCCAUCUUCCCAAGGUGAUCAGAUUCAGGUGGAGGCGGUUUUACCAUUGCCACCCGUUCCGAGCGCCAUGCCUGAAGCCCAGGCUAAAGAAACGACUCGAGAUAUCUUGUCCGAAGAGCCACAUGCUUCCAUCGACACUUUUGAACAAUCUGUUACUCCUUCCGCCGAACUCACAGAGCCAAGGCCUGUAGACUGGGACUUCCCGAUUUCAAAGAAUAAGAAAAAGGACAAGAAAGGCAAAGGCAAGCAGUCUAGCGCGGUCACUUCGGUCCCCGAAGCCCUUCCCGAAGUUAAAAGUGGGAGUACAAGUCAAAACAUCUCUCCCACAGUAACUGAAGAGGCCCGGUCAACAGUCACACUACCAGUGGAGCCAGACCAGCCUGUUGAGGAUGAUUGGGGUUUCCCGGGGUCCAAGAAGGAUAAGAAGGCGAAAAAGGGCAAAAGAAAGCAAUCGGGAACAGCCACUCCAAUCUCUGAAUCUUUUCUAGAAGUCGAGAAGUGCGCAUCAAGGCGCCAAUCUCUUAGUAUCAGAUGAAGCUCAACUAGUACCCACGCCGUCGCCAGAGCCCGAGCAACUUGCUAAGGACGACGACGGUUUCCCGGUGUCCAAGAAGGAUAAGAAGAAGGCGAAGAAGAGCAAAGGAAAGCAAUCGGGAACAGCCACUCCAAUUUCUGAACCUCUCCUCGAAGUCGAGAGUGCGCAUCAAGGCGCCAAUCUCUUAGUAUCAGAUGAAGCUCAACUAGUACCCACGCCGUCGCCAGAGCUCGAACAACCUACUGAGGACGACGAGGGUUUCCCGGUAUCCAAGAAGGAUAAGAAGAAGGUGAAGACGGGGAAAGGAAAGCAAUCGGGAACAGCUACUCCAAUCUUCGAAACUGUUCCCGAGGUACAGCCCAAGAUUUCGCCUGAAAGUGAAAAGGUCCCUCCUGAGAGCCUUGAGGAGGACAGGG